Chiloscyllium plagiosum (whitespotted bambooshark) is the source of this 2094-nucleotide messenger RNA. NCBI's taxonomy places the organism in Eukaryota, Metazoa, Chordata, Chondrichthyes, Orectolobiformes, Hemiscylliidae. The record is from RefSeq and is a predicted model, not a curated record.
AUCAUUUCCGACCCCGCCUCUUUCGCAGAAUACUGUACAUAUUUGACGUGACUGUUGAGCAACGUUUUAAGGUGCAAAAAUCGAAGUCUCGUACUUCCGUGUAACGUUGCAGUAAAACCUCCACGUUCAGGUAUGGAGGUAUUUGCCUUGAGGAGCUUGCUAUUGGGGUGGCAGUGUUUGGUAUUGCCGGUGUGGGGGCUGGCUGGUUACACCGCAGCGGUCUAUGAGCAUGCAGCAGUGUUGAAUCCACCCCGCAAAAUCCCUUCCACACGCCAGGGGGCGCUGAGACACAUGAAGAAAAACCUGGAUAUCUAUCGGGAACAAGUCUUUGCAGCAAGUAAACAGGGAGCCAAGAUAAUUGUAUUUCCAGAGGAUGGUCUCCAAGGCUUUCAGUUCAACAGGACUUCCAUUUUUCCGUAUUUGGAACCUAUUCCAGAUCCUAAUGUUGUUCACUGGAAUCCCUGCCUGCAUCCAACUGUAUAUAAUGGUACAGAGGACAGUCUCUAUAGAAAUUCCUUGUUGGAGCCUAUGACUUUUUGAGAGGGCCUACACAUGCAGAAGGAUGAUUUACCAGAUUUUGUUGAAGAAAAAGGCCAAGAUAUGCAAUUAUUGCACUGCUUCCAGUUUUAAUGUGGUUUAGUUUAGUUCCCAUCCCUCGUGACACACAUGUUCAUCGAGCUACUUCAUAUUGAUAUGGAACUUCGUAUUGUACAGUUUCACUGAUGUUAGUUCUACAGAAACAGAAAGAUUAGGAGCUGCAGUAAGCCAUUCACCCCACUCAGCCCACUCUGCCAUUCAAAAUGAUCGUAAACAGUGUGUUUCAGUUCUCUCCUUCUACCCUGUGAUGAUUAACAUUUGGAAUUUUACAAUGGUAUUGAUUUCGAUGGGGUAACAUUGCUAAAUCAUGCUACGGGCAUGCGAGCUUUCUUGCUAGGAAUAUGCAUUGGGCAUUGGGCAUUAAGGUGCACACCCUUCCAUAAUGGAUAGAAACAUUACAGAAGUUCCAAUAUGCACUUGCAGCAGGAAAUUUGGUCCAACGAUUUAAUUAUUAAUAGAAGAACAAUAUGCUAAGGACAUUAGCAUAAGUAAAAGCCUUUCAAACAAAUGAAUGAAUAUUCACCUUCAAAAAAAUUAACAUUCCUACUCUCUUUCCACGAGGUCUGACUAUAGUGCAAUUCUCUUGUUUUAAAUUUUAGAUUGCUAACAUGUACCAAUUUUAUAAAAAUAAUUUCUCAAGUUUUGGAUUUUAUCUCUCCUAUUCAAUUUGUUGUCAAGUUAUUUUUUGAAAGUGGCAUUAACUUGGUUUGACGCGGGUUGAGUCUCAUUGGUUCCAUGCCCUGUCACAGAAAUGAAGUGGGAAUGCAGUGAAGGAUGAGAAUUUCAUUGCACAACUUCAUACAUCCCAGCCCAAUUCCAAGACAGGAAGAAUGAGGCAGUGCUACAUUUAAAAAGCAUCCUUUUAAAAGUGGUUUUAGUAAUCCAUAAUUUGUAGAGAUGCACUUUAAUGUUUAGCCAUCCUAAAAAUGUUCAUUUUAGACACGGUAUAAAUCAGAUGUCCAGUUUUAACCCUGCAAUUUCUACUAUCAUGAUCACAUUUUUUCUCUACAAUAAUUGCAAUUUUGCUAAUGCAUCAAAUUAUUAUUUAUGUUUUGCGCUUGAUUCAGCAGUUUUUGUUUUAACUGUUUCGUGUUAAUAUGUAGCAAGUCCUGGAACAGAGGUCUUCAUCAACUCUCAGUAACAAGUCUGGGACUUCGAGAUCCAAAUAAAAUUGUGUUCCUUUCUUGAAUAAUAAUUAAUAAUAUUACACUUUUUAUUAAAUAUAAGAAGAAUUAGUAACAUUUCAUAUAGUUAAAAAUAAGAGGCGAGUCCAAAAAGAAGGAUUUAAAAAGCACAGAGACAGAUCAGUCUCUGAAUUAUUCAUGAAGAAGGGAUGGUUGAAUGUUGCAGCUCUUGCACUGGUGGUUAUUGUCAAAAAGUGUGAUGCUAGAAAAGCACAGCCGGUCAGGCAGCAUCUGAGGAGGAGGAGAGUCAACGUUUUGAGCAGAAGUUCUUCAUCAGGAAUGUCCUGAUGGGGGUGUGGAGGUGAUUGGUUAU